AUGCUUAACCAGCAAUUCCAAGAGCCUUUUCUAGCUGUUGUUAUUGACCCAACAAGGACAGUUUCUGCUGGAAAAGUUGAUAUUGGCGCGUUUAGGACAUACCCUGAGGGGUACAAGCCUCCAGAUGAGCCCGUUUCUGAGUAUCAAACAAUCCCCUUGAACAAAAUUGAGGACUUUGGAGUGCAUUGUAAACAGUAUUAUGCAUUGGACAUCACUUAUUUCAAAUCAUCUCUCGAUUGCCAUCUUUUGGAUCUACUGUGGAAUAAGUAUUGGGUGAACACACUUUCUUCUUCUCCUCUGCUCGGAAAUGGAGACUAUGUUGCUGGCCAAAUCUCGGAUUUAGCCGAGAAAAUAGAGCAAGCUGAAAAUCAAUUAUCUCAUUCACGAUUUGGUUCCUUGAUUGCAACACCUCAAAGAAAGAAAGAGGAAGAGUCUCAACUUUCUAAGAUCACUCGUGAUAGCGCAACGAUAACUGUGGAGCAGGUUCAUGGUUUGAUGUCACAGGUCAUCAAGGACAUUCUUUUCAACUUCGUACGACAGUCCAACAAAUCUCUUGUAGAGUCAUCUGAUCCAGAACCCAUGAUCGAGACCUGA
Molecule: messenger RNA, 594 nt
Organism: Striga hermonthica
Lineage: Eukaryota; Viridiplantae; Streptophyta; Magnoliopsida; Lamiales; Orobanchaceae
Source: the annotation of a GenBank genome assembly